Molecule: messenger RNA, 356 nt
Organism: Strongylus vulgaris
Lineage: Eukaryota; Metazoa; Nematoda; Chromadorea; Rhabditida; Strongylidae
Source: the annotation of a GenBank genome assembly
AUGAGAUGCCGUAUGAGAAAACAACUGUUCAUACAGCGAAAUAAGGUUUGUGAUCUAUCGCUAAUUUUGGCUAUCGCUGGCCUACUUUUUGUCAUCAUCGACGCCGAACUCACAGCACUUUCACCUACUACUCAUAUCACGAAGGGUCAUAACUUAUCGUUAUUUCUACGCUCCUUAGCUGUGCUCACAACUGUAUGCCUCAUGUGUUGUCUCAUCAAUUAUCAUGCUAUAGAAGUUAAGAUAGCCCUAAUUGAUUCUGGCGCCGACGAUUGGCGUGUUGCGGUUAGUAUGGAUCGGAUUAUCAAGUUAUCGAUGGAGUUAGCCAUCUGUGCCGUGUGCCCAUUUCCAGGUUAGGU